This is a messenger RNA of Morus notabilis, 1676 nucleotides long. Its product is annotated as flavin-containing monooxygenase FMO GS-OX-like 9. Bases 119 to 1540 code for a protein of 473 amino acids. Lineage: Eukaryota; Viridiplantae; Streptophyta; Magnoliopsida; Rosales; Moraceae. The record is from RefSeq and is a predicted model, not a curated record. The transcript is spliced from 7 exons. Gene Ontology annotation, molecular function: NADP binding; N,N-dimethylaniline monooxygenase activity; flavin adenine dinucleotide binding.
UACAAUAACACAUUUCCCUCACCAACAAAUAUUUCCUCAUCAAACGAAAAAAAAUAUCUCCUCCUCCCUUGUCAACCCAACUCUAAUCCUGAUCACCCUCCACCACCCCGCCACCAAUAUGGUCUCCGAACAUUCUUCCUCGAAAACCGUGUGUGUGAUCGGUGCGGGGCCCUCGGGGCUUGUGGCGGCAAGGGAACUGAGGAAAGAAGGCCACACCGUGGUGGUUUUAGAACAAAGCCACGACGUCGGAGGUCAGUGGCUCUACAACCCUAAUGUCGAAGGACAUGAACCCAUGGGGCCAAAGGACAUGACUCGUUUCUUAGAAGUUCAUAGCAGCGUUUACGCCUCUCUAAGGCUGGUCUCCCCCAGGGAGACCAUGGGAUUCACCGACUUCCCGUUUUCGAUCAAGAAAGGAAGGGACUCAAGGAGAUUUCCCGGUCAUAGAGAGGUUUACUUGUAUUUGAAGGACUUUUGUGAGUGGUUUGGAUUGAGGGAUUGUAUAAGGUUCAACACUAGGGUUGAGUAUGUGGGAAUGGUGGACUAUGGAGUUGUUAAUGGGAAGGAUUUGAAAUGGAUUGUAAAGAGUAGAGAAUGGAAGAGAAGUAAUCUUAUUGAUGAUCAUGAUCAUAGUAAUAAGGUGGUUGAAGAAGUUUUUGAUGCUGUGGUUGUGGCCACAGGACAUUAUUCUUUCCCAAAGUUGCCUUCUUUCAAAGGAAUGGGUUCGUGGAAGAGAAAGCAAAUGCACAGCCACUUUUACAGGGUUCCUGAGCCAUUUCGAGAUGAGGUAGUGGUGAUCGUUGGAAAUUCACUAAGUGGGCAAGAUUUGUCGAUGGAACUUGUGGAAGUGGCUAAGGAAGUGUGCCUAAGUUCCAGAUCUAUGAACAUUACUGAAGGGUUAUCAAAAGUCAUAGCAAAACAUGAAAAUUUGCAUCUUCGUCCUCAGAUAGACACACUUGAAGAAGAUGGGAAGGUUUCAUUUCUGGAUGGUUCUUGGAUCAUCGCUGACACAAUCAUCUAUUGCACCGGAUAUUCAUACACUUUUCCAUUCCUUGACACCAAAGGAAUAGUAGCUGUGGAUGAUUGCAGAGUGGGCCCUCUUUAUGAACACACCUUCCCUCCAUCACUUGCUCCUUCUCUUUCUUUUAUUGGCAUUCCUAGAAAGAUUAUUGGAUUCCCUUUCUUUGAAUCACAAGCAAAAUGGGUAGCCCAAGUGUUGUCCGGGAAAAGAACAUUGCCAUCAUGGGAUGACAUGAUGCGGUCCAUCAAGGAACUCUACCACUCAAGGGAUGUUGCCGGCAUUCCCAAGGAAAACACUCACGACAUCGCAGAUUUUGAGUAUUGUGAUAGAUAUGGAGAUAAUGUUGGAUUUCCACACCUAGAAGAAUGGAGAAAACAGCUGUGCAUAUCAGCCAUAACAAAUUCUUUGGUCAACUUAGAAACUUACAGGGAUUCAUAUGAUCAUGAUCAUGAGCUGCUUCAAGAGGCUUUUCAGAGUCCACAUUUCACUCAACAAGCUGAGCCUCAAGCUAUUGCUCUUUAAACUCUAUUUUGUAUAGUUUGCUUAAUUACUGGUUUUAUUUGGACCACAAUAUUGGCUUAUUCAUUAUGACUUCUAUAUUCUUUUUUUUUUCUUUUUUUAAUUUUUGUCCCUUUCCGUGGGAAAGAAUUUUCUCCUA